UUCUUUUCAUGUUUUAUAGCAUUAUAAAAAGAUCUGCAGCCUUGGUACAAACUAACAGCACCGUCCUUUCUGCGAGAGUCUACAAAAGCAUCUGCAUCUGCAACGAAACAAGCUCAUUUUAGAGCACUUUCUUCAUUGGAUUCCAAAAAAGCCAGUUGAAAUCUGCCUGAUGCCUAAUGCAAUAGAGACUCUGGAACCAUCUGACUAUCUCAGCCUUGGUUCUCCUGCAGCCAGCGACAUGCAGAGACACCAUCCCUACCGCUAUCAGCUCUACCCAACUACUGCUUACACUGUGCCAGCAGGUAUCUCUCCAGCUGCAGCAGCCUAUCCGCAGUACCAGACCAGCUACGAUGCCAUUUAUCGCAACUAUCAGGCCUAUGGGUCACUUGGAGGACACUCCUCUGCCGGCAUGAUGCAGUCACCAGCGGUUGUGAGCCCAGGUAUCGAAGUGGCUGGAAACUAUCCUAUGAGAAUCCAACGUCCACAAAAGCCACCAUACUCUUACAUUGCCCUGAUAACUCUCGCUAUCAUGAGCAAACCGGAAAGAAAAGCAACUCUGGCUGAGAUUUGUCAGUACAUUCGCGAGACCUUCCCUUACUACAGAGAGAAUUGCAAGCAAGGAUGGGAGAACAGUAUUCGACACAACCUUUCCCUCAACCAAUGCUUCCAGAAGCUCCCUCGUGAACAAGGGAAACCUGGCAAAGGACAUUUCUGGGUAAUUGACCCCGGAGCACGACACAUGUUUGACGAUGGAUCUUAUCGUAGGAGAAAGAGACGCUACAUGAAAGGAGACAACCCAGACUCAGCAGAAGAACAUCAAGAUGCCAUGAUGCCACAGCAAUCGCGAGGCAUGGGCAUAGACAAUCUUAUACAGCAGGCUCGCUUCAUGAACAUUAUUCCUCGCUCGAUAUUUGCCCCUCAAACCUCCCCUGGUAUUAUCUCCCCAAACACACCUAACUAUCCCACAGAGCCUCGGAUGAUCACUGCACAGCUACCACCUUACAGCUCCCUACAAAAUCAGAUGUAUCAUCAGCCAAGUGGUAUUGCUGACCUACCUGUAGCAACCACUACACUGCCACUUCCCACUGGCUACCCUCAGCAUCAUAUGCUCAUUAGUUCUGGCCCAGUCUCAGGUCAAACAGUGAUUCAAGAUCAAUCGUCGACUAUUGCAGAGUCUCAGUACAGCUCGCAAGCAAGUCCGUCCAUCUCCCAGAUGCCAUGGUCUGCUAGUGUGCCCAUGCUAACACCUAUAAACCACCUCAGUACUACGACCUCAAGUUCUGAACACUCUCACAUUUGCACCACGGCAGUUAUUUCCGACUGCAGCAGUGAAGCGUCUGGUUCCCCUCAGGCCUGCCUCGAGCCUGUCUAUCCCUUCAGCCAGGACUCCAGAAUGAGCAGAGUAUCCUAUUCUGAGAUCGAAGAGUGCCUGGGCAGCAGCAAGAUCUCCCUCCACAUCCCAGCCAUCCAGACGGAGAUAGAGCCACUGGGCGACAGGGACUCCUCCUAAAGAAGCACCAAAUGCUGCAAACACAAUCACUUGAACAUUCAAUCAAAUAUUUCACUGUAUUUCUCACAUCACUUUCACCCUAUGUAUAAUUUGUACUGUUUUUUAUUUUUAUUUGUGUAUCAGGAAUUCAGGUACUAGAGAGAAUGAUUAAAUAUGUCUAGCUGUUGCAUUUUUGUUGAGAAUCAAAUGUUUUUUGCCUGUGAAAUAA
Halichondria panicea is the source of this 1718-nucleotide messenger RNA. Its product is annotated as forkhead box protein D1-like. Gene Ontology annotation, biological process: anatomical structure morphogenesis; regulation of transcription by RNA polymerase II; cell differentiation. The record is from RefSeq and is a predicted model, not a curated record. The transcript has 2 exons. NCBI's taxonomy places the organism in Eukaryota, Metazoa, Porifera, Demospongiae, Suberitida, Halichondriidae. Gene Ontology annotation, molecular function: DNA-binding transcription factor activity, RNA polymerase II-specific; RNA polymerase II cis-regulatory region sequence-specific DNA binding. The coding region runs from base 170 to 1510 and encodes 446 amino acids.